Molecule: messenger RNA, 4000 nt
Organism: Equus caballus (horse)
Lineage: Eukaryota; Metazoa; Chordata; Mammalia; Perissodactyla; Equidae
Gene: ZNF80
Product: zinc finger protein 80
Biological process (GO): regulation of transcription by RNA polymerase II
Cellular component (GO): nucleus
Molecular function (GO): DNA-binding transcription factor activity, RNA polymerase II-specific; RNA polymerase II transcription regulatory region sequence-specific DNA binding
Source: RefSeq, a predicted model, not a curated record
UCUGGCCAGCACAGAAGACAUAAAAAUAAAACUAAGUUUAAAUAUUUGCUGAAAGUCAACCUGCCAGGCCAUUUCACUGGGAGACCUGCAAUGUCAGUAUCUUUAGGUCUCCCCUCUUGAGCUGGACAGAUUCUCAGACAACAUUCCAAACGGCUGCCACGAAGAGCAAAGAUGAUAGAGGUCCCAGCACUCAGAGUGGCAAUGACCAUCAAGCCUCUUCUUUCCACUGUUUGCCAGAACCUUCAAAUUUGCCUCUCCUUCUCUUGUUCCAAGAUCCUCUCUUCACUUUAACAACCAGCUCCAGCUUGGGUAGCGGAGGGCAGUGGAUCAGGGUCUUACUCAAACCACUGUCACCAUCCUCCACAUGAUGGUCUCCCCUCCUACCCAGUUCCAGAGGAACUUGGCACCGCUGGGCCCUUAAUUUUUGAAGAUUCUGCGACACAUAUUGUGAUGUUUCCGAUUCCCCCGCUAGCAGUGGACUAGAGCGCUCUCGGGCUGCUGAAUAAUGCUCCAUUCUGUGGAGAACCCCAUCCAUCCUCUUUCCUGGACUCUCUCCAGGUAUUUGCUAUCGUGAACUUUCUUAUACAUGUCUCCCAGGAUGCAUAUGGAAAAGCUUCUCUUUGGAGGUGAGGCCAAAGUUUUUCAAUAUGUUUUUACUAACGACAGAACCAUCCGCAAUGCAAAAGAGAUCCUGAAUUUCCAUGCCUUUUCCAACACUCGGUAAUUGGACUGGAUUGACUUUAGCAUCCAGCCCCGGGGACAGUUUGAUGAGCGUCAGCGGGUAAAAUAAAGCGGUUAGUAUGGCUCUUUUGCUCCCCACACUCUGCAUGUUCACGUGCAUGUUCGUCUGCAUGUUUGGAGGUUCUCUCUGACACAACCAGAGUGAACGUCCAACCAGCCACACAGGUGAACUUCCAUAGUAACUGAAAAUUCAAUUGCCGGAUACAAAAAAGUGAAACUGCGGCCUCUGGGACUUGUAGUCCACUGGCGGCAGCGCCUGAGUGCGGUGUUUUCUGGUAUCUGUAGGCGGAGGUGCCCUCUGCGCAGGCGGAAGCUGGUGCCACGUGGACCUUUUGUCCGCUUGGUUGCAGCCGCGUCUCAGGUUGCGGUAUUGGACGUCGCCGUGACCCUCGCUUGGAAGGAGUUGGGGCAGCUGGACCAGGCCCAGAGGACCCUGUUCCGGAAAGUGACGCUGGAGACUUGCAGACUCCAGGUCUCACUGGAGCUUGCGGUUCCCAACCCAGAGUUGAUGUAACAGCUGAUGCACGGGUAAGAGGGAAGAGAGGCCUUUGCCGAAUCAUCUGUCCAGGUGACAAGUAAAACCCGAGACCAGCCCGCUUUGUCUUAGGAGCCUUGCUCUGGAUAAGACUGACUCAGGGAGCCAGGAGGUCCUCCGGCUUGGAGCAAGCCAGAGAUCAGGAAGUAUUGUUGGAAAUGCAGGAAGGGCACUUGAGGCCACUUACCGUCUCCCACGAGGAGACCUUCCUUCCAAAUAUGAGCCUUGAAUGUGAUGGGUUGGGAACAGAUGAUAGUCUGCGCUCAAGGGUUUUACAGAAGCAAGACUCUGGAGGAAAUGCGCUCCAUGAAUGUGAUUCACAGGGACUGAGUAAAGACGCGUUGGUUCAUGCAGGGAAGACCCUCUACAAAUGCGAAGAAUGCGGGAAAGUGUUUCACAAGAAUUACGUACUUGUUCGACAUCAGCGGAUUCACACUGGGGUGAAGCCUUAUGAAUGCCAGGAGUGUGGGAAAGCCUUUCAGGAAAAGGUAGACUUGGGCCGGCACAUGAGGAUUCACACUGGGGAGAAGCCCUAUAAGUGUGUGGUGUGUGGGAAGCUCUUCAGCCGCAGGUCACACCUCACGUACCACCAGCGGAUCCACACUGGCAAGAAGCCCCAUGAGUGCAGAGAGUGUGGAAGGACCUUCAACUCCCACUCUGUUUUUGUCCAGCAUAGUCUGACCCACACCGGAGAAAAACCCAUUGAGUGCAAAGAAUGUGGAAAAGCCUUUCACUACAAGUCUUCCUUAACUCGACACAUGAGGAUUCACACGGGAGAGAAGCCCUACAAGUGCAGCGAAUGUGGAAAGACCUUCACCUACCACUCUGUUUUUUUCCGACAUGGGAUGACCCACAGUGCAGGAAAGCCCUAUGAGUGUAAAGAAUGUGGGAAAGGUUUCUACUACAGCUAUUCCCUCACUCGACACACAAGGAGGCACACUGGAGAGAAGCCCUAUGAGUGCAGGGAAUGUGGAAAGGCCUUUGCCUACCGAUCCGCUUUUGUUAAGCAUAAGAAGAUCCACACUAGAGGAAAAACCUUUCAGUGCAAAUAAUGUGGGAAAGCCUUUUGUGACAACUUUUCUUUCCCUUGACACUUGAGUCACACUGGAGAGAGGCACUCUGAAUCCUGUCACUAUAGGACAGCUUUAAGCUGCUGCUCAUCCCUCACUUUACCAUCAAAGAAUUCAUGCUGGAGAGAAACUCACUAAGAGUGUAAGCUGUGUGGAAAGACCUUUUGCAGGCGGGCCUGCUUCAGCCAACAUCAUAGAACUUAUGCUGGGGAAAGACCUUUUGAAUAUAAACCACUUUUGGCCAUGGGAAAUAUCUUACCUGGCAUCUGAGAAUUCAUCCAGGAGAGAGACCUCUGAGUUAUUGUGCACUUGGCAGAAACUUCUGCUACAGCUCUCUCCAUAAGUUAUAGCACCAAGCUGUCUCAGAAGUAUUUUUAAAAGAAUGAGGAGGAUGAUGCUGUCAAAGAGAAAAGAAAAAGAAUUGUUUGCACAGCUUCUUCCAGACUUCUCUGAAAGCCAAGCCUCUGAAAAUUUGAAUUCAGCUCUUUAUUUUGAGGAUAUUUGAAAGGUAAAUGGGGCUUGCCCCUUAAUUUGUCCUUUAUAUAAAUAUUCACUUCUGUCUAGUGAUGGGAAAGCUGUGCAGUUGAGGGCAGCUCUGUAAAGAUUUUGUUGACAGCACUCUUUGUUCCAAAUUGUCUGUAGUCUUGAGGAGCAUAAAUCUUUGUGAGAGAUAUGCAGGCUUAAGUCAUGAAACACUUGAAACUUGUAAGAAAUUAGAAUAUUAAAAAUACUGCCACAUAAAAUUAUUUUAUAUUUAAGGAGAUAAAGAUCCACAUAUGAAUGUGCCACAUUUUGCUGCGUCAUGUAAGACCAUUUAAGGCUUUAAUGUUUUUCAGUUUCUUUCUUCAUGUGGUUCUGAACAUCCAGCAGUGUCAUUUUCUUCUUGACUUCGAGAUCCUUGUUUGUUUUGAUUCAUUUUCUCUGGGGUGUGGGGAUGAUGGCGUGGCUGCGUGGCUUUCCCAGGUGAGCCCUAAUUCUUUCCUCUGCAGUUCUCAGCUUCUUUAGUCCUCUGUAAAGGGGCUUCUCCAAACCAUGUCAGCAGUUUUCUAGAGAUUGAACUAAAGCUAAAACAAACUAAAUAAAAUACAGCCAAGUUAGACUGAUGGAAAACUUGGGAAGAAAAUUAAAAUUUUCAAAAAUCAAUACAAUGUAUUACAAUAUAAACCAUGUAGAUCCUUUGACCUAUUAAUUCAAUUUCUAGAAAUCCAGCCUAGAGAAAUAGUCUCACAAAUGUGCAGAGACAUGUGUACAAAAAAUACUCACUGUAAUUUUGUUUUUAUAUGUGAAACAUUGAAAACAACCUAAAUGUCCAUCCAUAAGGAAACAAGUUUCGGUACAUCUGUUCUAUGAAAUACUGUGAAACAAUAAUGUUUGUGUUAUGUGCUAAUGUUCAGAUAGCUUCAGAUAUAGUGUUAGGCAAAAGAGCAAGUUGCAGGAAAUAAAUCCAGCUCUGGACGAAUGACCCUAACACUGUUAACAGUGGUUCUCUAAGGGGAAUGGGAUGGUCAAGGGUUUUAGGGAACUUUCAGUUUUUACUUUAUAUACUUCAGUGUUGUUUGCAUGUUUUUUAAAUAAAGAGCAUAUAUUAUUUUCGCAAUAAAUGUUUCAAAUAUUUUAAUUAAAAUAGCAUCAUGGAAUACAAAUGACUCCUAUC